AUGGCAGCGUCCUUGCAACACCCAGAGGCGGAGCGAGAGCGCAUUCGUGAUCUAUCCAGAUACUAUUGUACUGUUGAUCAACCCGUCCUCCGCUUGGUACCCGGCCAAGACACCGAUCAGCAAGAUUCCAACGUUGAUAUUCCCGAAGACGAUGUUCCUCCCGAGGCUCGCCUGUCCUCGGAUAUCACCCUCACAGCACUGGCCCAGUUGGGUGUAUACCGGUUCGGAUGUAACCGCUCCUAUGUCUCCAUUAUCGACGGCGUGAAUCAGUAUAUCGUCGCCGAAGCCACCAAAUCCAUCUCGUUGCGUGACAAGGAUAAACACGACCCGGACGAUGGCAUCUACCUCGGUGUGCGCACGCUCGAUCUGAUUUGGGGCGUCUGUCCUCAUUCCAUCGCCCUCUUCACCGGCCAGGAUGCCUCCAAGAUCGUCGAUUCCCCCAAUCUGACCGCCAACCUAUCCCGCUUCAUUGUUCGAGAUUUCACCAAGGAAGACUUCUACAAAGAUCGCCCGUAUGUCGUCGGCUGGCCGUACUUUCGUUUCUACGCCGAGGUCCCCAUUUACAGCCCCGCUGGCUACGUGCUCGGCUCCUUCUGCAUCGUGGACGACCACCCGCGCGAUCACUUCGGAGAUGCCGAUGUCGCCACCCUCCGAGAAAUCGCCGACGCCAUCUCCCGGCAUCUGGAGCAUGUUCGUAUCGCCCACUAUCAUCGCCGCGCCGAAAGUCUGGUCAAAGGUUUGACGAGUUUCGUCAAAGGCCACUCCGAUUUUGACCCGACCGAAGUGCCCCCUGUGACGGUGCCCACGGACUCACCCCCUUCCACUACCGACUCCGAAGCGCCAGCAUGGAUUGAGACCGACACCUCCCCCGACCCCUCGGAGCCACCGACCGGCCGUCCCUCCACUGCUUCGGAGUUGACUGGGGAGCUAACAUCGCUCUUCUCUGCGGUCACGUGCUCAGAACAGAGCACUGCAACAACCUCGAUCAACCCGGCGACUCGGUCCACGAACACCGGUGGAGAUGAUGAGCCGAGCGAUACGCGGGACACGGUUUUCGGAGCGUCCGACCGCUCAGAGUUUCCCGCCGUGUCGGUGCGCCCCCCGACGAGUAUCUCGGAUAACCUGGCACGCAUUUUUGCCCGAGCCAGUGCCACUUUGCGUGACUCGAUGGACUUGGAUGGUGUGAUGUUCUUGGAUGCCUCUCGGAGCAAUUCUGGAGUGGUCCGUCCAGGUCAUUCAGGCUCCUGGGAACCCCUUCCGACCACCGCCAACCCGGAGUUUCUCGCCGAUCCGUAUCCGAGCCCAGUGGAUUUGCCUGGUGUAGGCUCGCUUUCCAAGGCUUCGGAGAGACCCUGCGAUGUGUUAGGAGAGGCGCGCCAUCCCUUGGCAGCCUCAUCCGUUGACCCGAACCCAGUGACAGAAGAUUUGUUAAAUCGUCUCGUGGCCGCCUACCCGCAUGGCCAGUUCAUCAACCUUCACGACGAGAUCGCCUCUGCCACGCCGUCGACACAAUCCAAUCCCGCCACGCCCUCGGAGGAGGCGUCCAAUCCAGCCUCAGAUGCACAACGGACGAACGUCGCAGCCCUGUGCCAUGAAUUGAGACAGUGUUUCCCCGACGCGUACUGCGUGCUCUUCUACCCGCUAUGGGAUUGGAACCGCGGCCGCUGGCUGGCGGGAACACUUGUCUGGACACAGGGCAGUGAUCGCGCACUAGACAUGGAAGAACUACAUUACUUCAAGGUCUUCGGCGAUUCUAUCAUAUCCGAGGUGGCGCGGGUGGAUUGGGCCACCAUCCAGCGAUCCAAGUCCGCCUUCAUCUCCUCGGUGAGCCAUGAAUUACGGUCCCCAUUGCAUGGCAUCUUAGCUAGCGCGGAACUGCUGCAAACGAGCCCGCUGGACCCCUCUCAAUUGCAUUGGAUGAGUAUGGUCCAGAGCUGCGGCUUGACUCUGCUUGAUACAUUGAACCAUCUCCUUGAUUUCGCUAAAAUCAACAACUUGACCACUGGGGAAGAGAGCGCGGUCGACAAAUCGUCUAAUUCAUCGCCAGUCAAUCUAAUGACCGUUUUCGACCUCGAUGAUUUGAUCGAGGAAGUAACCGAUGUGCAGUAUACUGGUCAGCGCCUGGGUCGGACAAUCAACCCGCUCACCCGCCGCCUCAUGCAUACGCCGUCCAAUGCGGCGCUUAAGGAUGGAGAGCUGACGGUGGUGGUGCGUGUGCAAGACCGACAGGCGUGGACGGUGCAAUCCGUAGCCGGGGCUUGGCGGCGUAUCGUCAUGAAUCUCCUUGGAAACUCCCUGAAAUGGACCAAGGCGGGUUUCAUUGAGGUAUCACUUUCCAAGGCACGGCGUAAAUCCGACCCCCAGUCGAUCUUCGCUCAUCUUACUGUUACCGACACCGGCCGUGGCAUUGCUCCCGACUUUCUGAAGCACAAGUUGUUUUCCCCAUUUGCGCAGGAAGAUACUCUUUCGGAAGGUCUGGGGUUGGGUUUCAGCAUUGUGCGGCAAUUGGUCUCCUCCCUCGAUGGCCACAUUAAUGUGCGCAGUGAAUUGGGUAUAGGGACCCAGGUGGAUAUUUACAUCCCCGUUCGUCUUAUGGCUUCAGGCAACGGGGGUGCAACACCAGGCGCAGGCAUAGUAUCACCACCUGUUGUGCCGACAGCCCCCAUGAGAUUCUCCCUUGUUGGCUUCGACAGCUAUCCACAUCCUCGCGACGUGCCGACUGGGAUUUUACCAGCCGAAGCCAAGCGUAAGCUGGCGAUUCGCAGCUCACUGACCUCGGUGCUGCUCAAACAGCCUGGUUGGACUCUGACCCAGGCCGAGUCGUUAGACGAUGCACAGGGGGAAGUUGUCGUGAUAGAGGAGGAAACCCUCAGCAAGGCUAUGGCUGCCGGCAAGGUACAGCCAACAAUGGGCGCUCCAGGCGGGUUCAGAUUUUACCUCGUCUUGGACAGCAAUCAGGAUCUGAUACGAGAUACCAUGGCACCGAACAUGAUUCGCGUAUCACAACCGUUUGGACCUCGAAAAUUUGACGAAGUGCUAAACCGCAUCCUCCUUCUAUUUUACGACUACAUCAAGAACCCGACCCCGUGUCAAACCCCGCUGUCUCCCCCAACGCUGGACCCUACACUCUCUCCGACUCCUGAUCUUUUCCAAAGCAUGCCACCGGCGUCAACACCCCCACUCGAUACCCAUCAGUCGCCUUCUUCUUCCUUCGCACCCACAAAACCUCUGAAAGAUGUACAUGUACUCAUCGUGGACGAUAAUGAUAUCAAUCUUAAGAUUCUUGCCACUUUCAUUCGCAAGUUAGGCUGCAGCUACGACACGGCCUCCAACGGCCUGAUCGCCCUUAAUACCUACAAAGACGGCACUCGUCGCCACGAUCUUGUUCUCAUGGCUUCAGAUAUCUCUAUGCCUGUGAUGGACGGCAUCACCUCAACCGAGCAAAUCCGUCAGUACGAAAAGCAAAUGGGCCUCAUCCCCACCCGCAUCAUCGCGGUUACCGGUCUCGGCUCGGCGGACCAGCAGCAAGAGGCGCUGGCCGCAGGAGUGGACGAGUACCUGGUCAAGCCCGUCUCCCUGAGCGGGCUGAAGAAAGUCAUGAAGAUUACCUAA
This is a messenger RNA of Aspergillus brunneoviolaceus CBS 621.78, 3612 nucleotides long. Its product is annotated as two-component sensor protein histidine protein kinase. Gene Ontology annotation, biological process: phosphorylation; phosphorelay signal transduction system. The record is from RefSeq and is a predicted model, not a curated record. The transcript has 7 exons. Bases 1 to 3612 code for a protein of 1203 amino acids. Gene Ontology annotation, molecular function: phosphorelay sensor kinase activity. Lineage: Eukaryota; Fungi; Ascomycota; Eurotiomycetes; Eurotiales; Aspergillaceae.